UGUUGCAAGGUCUGUUCGGGAAUGUGGGCAAUUGUGUAUUCGAGCGAAAGAUUGUCGUUACUUCCAGUAUCGUGCUGGAAAAUGGGGUGAAUCUAACUGCAGACUAUGCAAAGAGACACUAAGGCCUAUACAGAUAAUUCGUUCACAUGGCGACUGGAGAACCUACGAAAUGUUAAAUUCCAACACGGGUCCUUGCAUUCCCAAUAGAUGUAAAAAUGGUGGUUCGUGCAUGAGGGACACACGAAAAGAGAAUGGAUUUACAUGUGUCUGUGUAAAUGAUUUUGAAGGAGAAUUUUGCGAGAUGGAAAAAGAUGUUUAUCUGUCUUGCAGUGAGGCAAAAAGACGUAAUAGCAGUUUGCAAGAUGGCGUGUAUCGAAUUCGGGUUAAUACAAAUUCUGGGUAUAUUCGAAUGUAUUGCCACAUGAGUCGAUUGAAAGGUUGUGAAGGCAGUGGCUGGACAAUGGUUAUGAAGAUUGAUGGUACAAAGACAACGUUUGACUACAACUCACAACUGUGGUUAAACAUGAAGAGUUAUAAUGCAGAGGGUGGAGUCACAGGUUUCGAUUAUAAUGAAACGAAACUUCCAACGUUUUGGAGCACCCCGGCCAAAAGGAUUUGUCUUGGAAUGUCAUCAGGAAACACGACCAAAUUCCAGUCGUUUAGUUUGUACUAUGGCGGAAAUUUAUUUCAUCCACUGUAUGAUUUUUUUGUUGAUGAGACAUUCAGGAACGUCCACCUAAACUUACAAAAAUGGAGGGAUCUUAUUGUGAAUUCGUCAAUUAAAGAAAAGUGUUCCCGAGGAGGAUUCAACGUGAAAGCCGACAAACGUCCCGCGCCAUAUGCAAAGGUUCGUUUGGGAGUAAUUGGAAACGAUGAAAAUCAUUUGGUCACGCCAACUUCUUGGUUAGGAUUUGGUGGCCAAUGGGAUUGGUCUCCCCCAUGCAUCAGGCACAAUAGAACUAGUCCUAAUCCUAUAGGCCUACCUGUGUGUGGCAAUGUUGACAAAUGUAAUAAUAAUAUCAACAAUGAUCGGAUUAUCCCAGCAAUGGGUUAUAUCCUUGUACGUUGAUAAAUAAUAUGCAUU
Molecule: messenger RNA, 1084 nt
Organism: Dendronephthya gigantea
Lineage: Eukaryota; Metazoa; Cnidaria; Anthozoa; Malacalcyonacea; Nephtheidae
Exons: 6
Coding region: 170-1069 (299 amino acids)
Molecular function (GO): oligosaccharide binding
Source: RefSeq, a predicted model, not a curated record